Lathyrus oleraceus (garden pea) is the source of this 756-nucleotide messenger RNA. RefSeq names its product secreted RxLR effector protein 161-like. The record is from RefSeq and is a predicted model, not a curated record. NCBI's taxonomy places the organism in Eukaryota, Viridiplantae, Streptophyta, Magnoliopsida, Fabales, Fabaceae. The transcript has a single exon. The coding region runs from base 1 to 756 and encodes 251 amino acids.
AUGAAGAACAUCAAUGGAGUGAACAAUCCCAUAGUACCAGGUGUGAAACUCUCAAAGAAAGGAGGAGGAGCCGAGGUAGACAUCACACUCUACAAACAAAUGAUAGGCAGCCUAAUGUACCUCAAUGUUACACGACCUGGCUUGAUGUUUGUUGUAUGUCUGGCUAGUCGAUACAUGUCUGCACCUACUGAAGCACAUUUUCAGGUAGUAAAGAGGAUUCUUCGAUACAUUAAAGGUACCAUGGAGUUUGGAAUACUAUACAGACGAGGAGGAGAUGAGAAAGUGCUAUCAUAUACAGAUAACGAUUAUGCCGGUGAUCUAGAUGAUCGUAAAAGUACAUCAGGUUUUGUUUUUUUAAUGUGUGGAGGAGUCAUUGCCUGGAGUUCAAAAAAACAGCCCAUUGUUGCUCUGUCAACCACAGAGGCCGAAUACAUAGCAGCAGUAUCAUGUGCAACUCAAGGAAUUUGGAUGAAGAGAAUACUUGCCAAGAUUGGAAAGAAUCAUGAUGAUUAUAUUGUGAUUAGAUGUGAUAACAGUUAUACAAUUCAACUUUCAAAGAAUCCGGUAUUUCAUGGUCGAAGCAAGCACAUUGAGGUAAGAUUUCAUUAUCCGAGGGAUCAAACUAGAGAGGGAAGAGUGAAGCUGAUACAUUGUGGAACACAAGAUCAAGUAGCCGAUAUUAUGACAAAGCCACUUAAGCAAGCUCGACACAUUCACAAGAUUAAGGAAGAUGCUAGGAGUGCUGGAGGUUCCUAA